Trypanosoma grayi is the source of this 2940-nucleotide messenger RNA. RefSeq lists its product as hypothetical. The record is from RefSeq and is a predicted model, not a curated record. NCBI's taxonomy places the organism in Eukaryota, Euglenozoa, Kinetoplastea, Trypanosomatida, Trypanosomatidae. The transcript has a single exon. Bases 1 to 2940 code for a protein of 979 amino acids.
AUGCAGUUUGGGAACUACGCGGAUGUAGAGCAGGCGAGGCUCUACAAACUUCUGAAGGAGCAUCACGCAACUAGCGAAUGUGCUAAUCACGAUGUUUCGGCUGUACUGAUGCACCUCGAUCUCUACCAGGAGUUACAGCACGGCAACUACUUUGCCGUCACGUACCUGAGAAAUCGACUGCCGUUUCUCUUCCGGUUGGCGCUAGCCGCUGGGGCCGACGACACCAGCACUGCUACGGCUGCAUCACUGCUGAGGAGAGUGCUGGAGCUGCUCUGCGGUAAAUCAUUGGCGAGAGAAAGAGAUGGCUUCGGCGUGCUACCAAAAGUGCGAUGCGGCCCCAUCUGGGAUGGCACAUCUGCCCAGAUGUUCUUUGAAGGUGAGGAGAACAACGAUUUCUCUGUGGCGGGUGCCGUUAGUCGUGCCGUUGUCGAUGGCUGCAGGUCCCUGGAGCAGGGUGCCAAAGACGGUACAACGUUGCCGAGUGUAUCCAUAACUGCGGUGUGCCAGGGUAUUUUUUUGUUGGAGGCACUCAUAACUGCUGCAAGUUUGAGGCAGCAGCACCUCCUUCAGCAAGGAGCGCAAACCGGCAGCAGUCGAACACGGAAGGUGUGCUCAACGUUCAUGCGCAAAGUUAUUUCUCGUGUGCUGCCUGCCUACGAUGCUAUGGUGGACUGCAUGCUGAGUCACAUGUGUGAUGAUGCAGUGGGUCUGUGGUAUUCUCAGUUCAUGGACGCCCUCCGUGGGUCUGCGACAAUUCUGCUGGUAUACAAUAUGGAGGUAACGAAAACUCUCGUUGAGGUGGUGAUGAGCCUCGACGCUGCGUCUUCGGCGCGUCUGACGGUGCUGCUGGCCUGCCUGCUUACGCCGGAGCUGCUGCGGAUGUACCCACCCGAAUCGGAGGGGGGUGCGUGUCUCGAGUGCGUGCUGGACUAUAUCUUUCGGAAGGACGAACCGCAUGGUUUGCAGAGCGCGUACAUGGGGGUGUUCAUGAAGCUCAAUUCCACACCUGUGAGGCAAUUCCUAUGCCGCGGAGGCAUGCAGAGGACCAAGGCGGAGUACUUGCUUGCCGUGUGUUUCUCGCGGCGCUCGCUCAUGACGGCGGUGGGAUGCCUUGCGGAGAGCGGCACAUGCUGUGGAACGGUGAUCUCACAGGCAGUGCUGCACUACGGCAUUCCGUUCAGCGAGGCACUGUCGAAAGUUAUUACCUCCUACGCAUCGUCUUUGUUAUUGCCUCUGCCGCUGCAUUCUGAGUCUUUUGGCGCGCGUGAACCCAGGGCGAUGAAACGCACUGAGCAGCGCUGCCUUGUGCUGCAGUGGGCGAAGUGCAUCGUUCUGAGUGGUCGGGCACUUCUGAGCGCGCAAUGGACGGAGGUUGAGGUGCGGCACGAUGUGGACGGCGAGACCCUCCUUCCCUCAUCUCACUGCAGUGCAGGUAGAAAGGACGAGAGCACCUCGUCAUGGCCUAUUCACCGUGCGGUUUUUGAAUCCCUUUCGAUCAUUAUGCGGGCGCUCGCCUCGGUGCUCUUGCUUCCGACACCUGACCUAAAUAGUAUUUUCGUGAACGAGCUGACAACGCUUCUGUUUGAGGCGCAUCUCAGUAUGUUGGAGAGUCAUGAGGUUGCGUGCGUGAAUAACCGUGCGCUGAUCGGAGGACCGGGUGCCACGGGCCACCAAAAUGGUAGUCGGUGCUCUCCAACGGAGCUCGCACCGCAGCAGGAAGGCAUCUGCCAUAUGACACAGCGGGUGCUGCUAACAUUUGAUGAGUGGAAGUCGCUGCUGAUUGAUCAUCUCUCUCUUGACGCCAUCGUCAGCCGCUGGACAGCAGAGAGCCACGGAGGACACCCAAGUGAUGGCUUCCGACAGCUUCUCUCUCGUUUGGUUGAGAGCGCUGUUGCCUGCGAGGAGGUUGGUGCCGAGGCCCAGGUAGAUGCUCGAACAACGCUGCAGCUGCUGAUGGGUGUGGCCGAUAAAGAAAUACUGAACAGCGACAACAGCCGUUUGCAAAAGUUUCACGCCGAUGAAUUCGACGUGUUGGGUGCGGCAAAGGAGGGCAUCGCGCCACCUCUCGGCGCCAGUGUUGCUGUGGUGCAAUCGCCUGGGUCACCGACCAAUUUCGCUGUGCCGAAUAUUCCGCGGGUCCGUACAGUGGUGACGUACAAUGGCACCACCUCGCCGCAUGGAUCUUCGACGUGUGUUACGCCAAGAGAAUACGCCUCUCGCAGUGUCCAGCAGCAGACAGUGAGCGAGAACAGUAGUAGCCCCCAAUUCAGUUCGUCGACUGAAGUCCCAGACGAUGUCACGGAUGAUGAUGAGGAGGUGCAUGUGCCGGAUCAACUGGCUGUUCAUCUAUGCGCUCGUGACCCAUUGGAACACUUCGGGGGCCUCCACGGUUUCUCGGGGUGCACGAACCUGUUCUCCUCCGUGCAGCUGGUGGUAAGAACACCGCCACAGCACCCUGACAGUUUGCCACCGCAGCUCAUGUCGCCGCUGCCGCCUUCAGGUAGAAAUUCAGAGAGGAUGCACCUCUCACCGCACCUCGCUGCAAAUUCCCCAGUGGAGGGGCGAAUACAAUAUGGCUGUUCGGGAAAAAACAUGACGUGCGGGGAUGACGGUGCGGUCGGCUGGGACUCCGGCGCCUCAGUUUUCCCAGACGGCGAAAACGGCGCCACCGCCUCGCCACACACAUUGCAGGUGGGGGUGCCCCCUGAGGCCACUGGGGCAAUUGAUGGAGACUGCAAACGCUAUGGCUUCAGCGGCAGUUUGGCGUGCUCCGCGCCCACUUCUCGCUGCCGUCGGCGUCUGCACGAUUGGGACAUGCCGCCGCCCGACACAUUCCUGCAGGGCGGCCACGGCACCAGCAGCGGCAACAAAAGCCCAAAGGCGUCGUCGACGACGGCUGCUGGAUUUCCAGAGAAAUUCCACACAAGCCUCUCAAGUUAA